This is a messenger RNA of Thermochaetoides thermophila DSM 1495, 2229 nucleotides long. RefSeq lists its product as uncharacterized. The transcript has 2 exons. Bases 1 to 2229 code for a protein of 742 amino acids. NCBI's taxonomy places the organism in Eukaryota, Fungi, Ascomycota, Sordariomycetes, Sordariales, Chaetomiaceae. The record is from RefSeq and is a predicted model, not a curated record.
AUGUCGCGAGUGUCCGUCGUAUCCUCCAGGCGCUAUUCCUCCUCUUCUCUGAGUGAUGAUAGCAGCAGCGAGAUCGUCCAUUCCCGUGACCAAAUCAGGAUAGUCCGGGAGCGCGACCGCUCUCGCAGCCGUGGGCCCCCUUCUCGGGUCUCGUCGCCGCCCCGUCGUCCCCAUUAUAUCCAAACUGUCGUCAGUGAUGUCCGCCAUCGACCCCCUCCGGUUGGCUUCUACGCCUCUCAGCCGGGAACUCCUCACUACAGAGAUGAGCGUAUCGUAGCCGUACGCGAGCGCGAAGGGCGUCACACACCCUCGCCGUCCGUUCCUCCGGCUGCUCCCUCAGCUCCGAGCAUCGUCAUCAAUCAGUCACGCACCCUCAUCCCCCGCUCUCACCGCGAGUCGGAUAUAGAGACUUCAUCUGAUGACGAGGCUUAUGCCCUCAGUCGUCGCCGCAGCCGUAGCCACAGGCGCCACAGCUCCCGUCACAGCCGCCGAAGCAGCACGUCCAGCGACCAUAGCAACUUCGACGACGCCCGGCAAAAGUGGGAGCUGGAGCUCGCUCGUCAAGAGCUCGAGCGUCUCCGCUUCGAGAAUGCUAGGGCCGAGGAGGAGCGUCGCAGGGCCGAGGAGGAGCGUCGGCUGGCCAAAUGGAGCCAAAACGCUCACGAGCUGGCCCGUCUGCGUGCCGAACUCGAGAUGCGCGAAAGGUUGGAGGACGAGGCAUCGCGGAUUGAAAAGAAAAAAGAGUCUCAGGAGCUGACCCGACUUCGGGCUGAGCUUGAGGCGCGUAGGAGGGCUGACGAAGAGGAAUGGCGAAGGGAUAGGUAUAAGGAAGCUCAGGAGUUGGCCCGACUGCGCGCUGAGCUCGAAUUGCGUGAGAAGCUGGAGGAGGAGGCAUUGCGCAAAGACAAGUUCCGGGACAACAGCGAGCUUAUUUCGAUUCGUGCCGAGUUGGAGCGCGUCAAGCAGGACCAGGAGCGCCAGCGCCAACAGAAGGAGCGUGAGGAGCAACAGCUCCUGCUAAAGGACCGCUACGAGCUGGAGCAUAUCCGCCGAUCAGAGUCUGAGCGUCGGCGUGAGGAGCUUCGGAAAGAGGCAGAAGAAGCCCGUCGGGCUAAGGAAGAGCUAGAGCGCAUCAAGGCCGCUGAAGAGGAGCGAAAGCGGCUAGAGAAGCUAAAGGAAGAAGAAGAGGCUCGUCGGGCGAAAGAAGAACUCGAGCGCAUCAGGAAAGCCGAAGAAGCAGAGAGGGAAAGGAAGCGCCGCGAAGAGGAAGAAGCGGCUCGCAAGGCCAAGGAAGAGCUUGAGCGAAUGAGGAAAGCCGAAGAAGAAGCUAAGGAGAGGAAGAGGCGUGAGGAGGAGGAAGAACUCCGUAAGGCCAAAGAGGAGCUCGAGCGUAUCAAGAAGGCCGAGGAAGAGGAACGGAAGAGAAAGCAGGCUGAAGAAGAGGCCAAGCUGCGGGCUGCUUAUGCUGAGUUGGAGCGUAUCAAGGCCGAAGAGAAGAAGAAGGAAGAGGAAGAACGUUUUCGGAGAGAGCUAGAGCUGAAGAAGUGGGAGGAAGAGAGGAAGGCCGAGGAAGAACGCAAGCGUAAAGAAAAGGAGCAAGAGGAGGCCAUCCUCGCAUUCAAAGCCAAGGAACAAGAGAGGAUAGAGAAGGAGAAGGCUGAGGCUGAAGCUCGCGAGAAGGAGCUGCAGCGGCUCAUACAGGAGCGUUUGAUCGCCUCUGGGCUGGACGAAAAGGAUAUCGAGGCGAUUGUGAAGAAUGAGAAAGCCCCCUCAGCUAAGGAGAGGGAAGAGGAAGAGAAGAAAAAGAAGGAGCAGCAGGAAAAGCAGCAGCAGCAGCAACAAUUGGCCCGCCAGACUUAUACGCGCAUCUCGCUCAAGCACAUCGAGAUCGAUACCUUGGCGGCUUUCAACCUAGACUGGGAAUGGGAUUUGGAAAACCCCGGCCAUGUCCUCGUCAAGCGCUGGAUCCCCGACGCCGAACAACGCCUCCUGUUCGAACAUACCCGGACUCUGCGUUCUGGGAAGAAACACUCGCACUCCAGGUCCAAGUCGCGUGAGAUCGUUCUGAAGGUCGACCAUGAUGAUGACGACGACCACCAUCAUCACCAUCACCAUCACCAUGAUAACAAGUACGAGUUUGUUCGGGUGAAGAGGUCGAAGUCGAGAUCGUCGAGGUCAAAGUCUCCCGGUCUGCUGGUGUGGAUGGCUGGUGGCAUGCCUAGUCGGUGA